AUGAGAAGAGGGAGGGUACAACCGACGAUAGGUUGGACGAGGCCCGAAGCGAAUGUCGCCUGUCACCAGUGGGAAUGUACAUUACGUGCAGCACAAACUCCCGUCCCACAAUUAUCAACACAUGUGAUACAAGAAUGGUCACGAAGUCUCCACUGGCUUCCAUCCAAGGCUUGGCCAUACGAUGAUGGGAAGGUUGUAAACUGUCGCAUCUCCUCUGGUAAUCGUGAGAUGCAUCUUUGCUGCUUCGCCUCUCGCAAAGCCAUGAAAAAUCGAAAUCCUGGCGUCGUGCACAUCGCUUGUCGGCGACCCUAUGCGUACGCCUGCCAUGAGAUGUCUUACGCCUCAAUCGACUAA
Messenger RNA from Chondrus crispus (carragheen), 354 nucleotides. RefSeq lists its product as hypothetical. The coding region runs from base 1 to 354 and encodes 117 amino acids. The transcript has a single exon. Lineage: Eukaryota; Rhodophyta; Florideophyceae; Gigartinales; Gigartinaceae. The record is from RefSeq and is a predicted model, not a curated record.